This is a messenger RNA of Moneuplotes crassus, 466 nucleotides long. The record is from the annotation of a GenBank genome assembly. Lineage: Eukaryota; Ciliophora; Spirotrichea; Euplotida; Euplotidae.
UUGUAAAUUGGACUAUUUUUAAGAUCUGUUAGUAAGUAGCCGACCUGUGAUGUCUCUGAUGAAGUACUUGACUUGGAACUUGAGAUACAGAGAGAAAUAUAUAGUGUUGUGCUUAGUUUUGGAGAUUAAGAGAUAGAUUUUAGUUCCCAAGGAUCGAUAUUGAGAGUAAUUUUGUUAAUUGAGCAAAUUUGUGGUAAAGUAUUAAAGGAUGUGAAAUUAUCAUUCUGGAGCCAUUGUUACUGGUUUAUAUCAUAAUGCAUCCUUGUCCUCUGAGGAGAACAGAAGUAAUGAAAUGAAGGAAAUUUUAAAUUAUUUCUUAUUCUUAGGUACCUUGGAGAUUAAGCCUGUUGUUAUUUUUAGUUUGAAAACGAUGUACAAUAGGCCAAUUGAAAUCGCUUGAACGCUGAUAAAAAUCCUAUGGCUGCUUUCUCUCAUAACAAUGUAGCAACAUUUGUUAAUGGCUCUA